Molecule: messenger RNA, 1853 nt
Organism: Pseudonaja textilis
Lineage: Eukaryota; Metazoa; Chordata; Lepidosauria; Squamata; Elapidae
Source: RefSeq, a predicted model, not a curated record
UCAUGCCCUGGAAAUAUGUUGAAGACCCCAAGCCCCACAAAAACCGGUAGCAAAAAACAGUUGCCUUUGGAAGCAUCUCCAGAUCCAGCAUCCAAGCCAGAGAGUAGCAAGUUGUCCAGCUCUCUGCUCACCGUUGAAAAUGUCAAAAAACACCAAGAGGAGAACCCUGUUGCCAAAUCAGAUCUUGCUCAGUGGUCAAUAGAAACUUAUAUUGAAGAAAGUAAUCGCUUUUUGAAUGAGAGCGGAACCAAGGCGGAGGGCAGCAGGGAGCAGGCGGUGGUGUCAGAGGAAGAGGAAUCCAGAGUUCUUCGUGAAGAUUUCCAGACAAGACCUCUGUCAGCUCCAGUUCCUGAAACGCAGUCACCCAAAAAACGGGAAGUUGCUGAUUUGGAGACUCAGACUGAGUGGAGCUACUCCGUCAGCUCUGAAGAGUCCAGUGAGCUGAAAACAGAGAAGGAGCAGCAGAGAAGUACAGACAGGAAAAAGAAAAGUGAGACCACAGAAGGCACAGAGACACUCGAUCAUGUAGAAGAGGAAGGAAUGUCCAAGAGUGAACUGGAGACUCCAGUCAAUCUGGGGAAAAAUAUUGAACGCCUUUGUGUCUUUGAGGAUCAUUCGGUCACCGAUCUGUGCCUGAUGGGCCGCUGUGAGUUUUGCACCUCCCUUGUGAAGCGUUUGCCGUCCCCGGAGGAGCUGGAGGAGAAGCCGGAGGCGAUGGAUCACUUUUUGUGUUGCAGGACCUACAAAGAGGUUUUCCGGUGGGUGAUACAGGACUUCCUGGAGAAGCCAGGCAGCGGAAUCGACAUCCGUCCCCACGCCCGACUCUCCCUUGGAGCGAUGGACAGCAAGACGAAAACGAUGCUGAUAGACGAAUUACACGAGCGAGGCUUUGAGAGAUACAGAGAGAUAUUUACGCAAUAUAUGAAGCUUGGCCCCUGCGUCAAAAUUCACUUCAGAUUAUCAGACUACCCACCCAAACCAGAAACCACCAUCCUCGAGAAACGGCACCCAGAACCCCAAGAGCUCCUGGAGAUGGACUUGGAAUUCAAAGCGGAGCAAUUGAAGCUUUGCCACCCUUUGGAGCCUGUGAAAAGAUACUACCAUGACGGCAAGAUAUUCUUCCUUCUUUUCCCGGAUGGAACAGGCCAAGUCUAUUACCCGUCCGGCCGCCUUGCCAUCCUCAUUACUUACCUGAGCGAGACCCAGUUCACCUACAGCGUCCUCGGGGACAACAGGGACCAGGAGCCUCUGGCCUUCUUCACCAACCGGGGCCACGCAGCCCAUUACCAGCCCAAAGGGAGGCUCAGGCUGCACCUGGACCUCUGCAACGGCUCUGUCUUCGACGGGAAAGGGCAGCGGCAGAAGUUCUGGAACUGGUGGGACACCGAGGGCCACGUCCACGCACCUCCUCUCCAGCCCAUCUGCCUCCCACUCAAUCUUUACAUCCAGGUUAAAAUUAAAGCCCAGGAUCAGGUCUUCCUCACCUUCACCAAGUUUCACCAUUGCCUCCACCUCAACGUUGGUGCACGGCUAAAAUUGAAGGAUCCAAGCAUGCUUUGGGUCCUUCAGCACUAUGGAACCACGGAGCACCUGGUGAGGCCGUCCGUGCUGGAGAAGAUCCGCAAAAUCUUGACCAACAUGAAGGAAGUAUUGAAGAAACUGGACUCUGACCCCUCAAAAGAAGCUGCAGACCUGCGUCCUGUGUUGAAGGUGUACAAAAGGAUGCGCCAACGACAGAAGAACGAGAAGAAGAAGCAACAAGGAGAGAGAAGUUAAGAUUGCAGGAGGCCAACCUCACACUUUAAGUAGUACGGAAACUACUAAGUUCGCUUCAUGUAGAAACCAUUAAAUCU